AUGUUCGGCCUCGCCAAGAUUUCGGUCGCUGCUGUGGUGCUCGUGGCUUCCACAGCCGCGGCGGGGCCGUCUCCCGGCUCUCACUGGGUACAGCAGCGCUCUACACCCGCCGCCAGUGCUGGUGCCGCUGCCGCUGCUAAUGCCGGCGCUCUCCGCGCCGGCGUCCUCAAGCCCGUUGAGGCCGUCCUCCAGGCCCCGCGCGGGGGACUGGUCAAGCCGCCCCCGGGCCUCUACGCCAACGCCGUGGACCUCGGCGCCCGGAAGGCGGCGGCCUCCCCGGUGGACAUCGUUCUCCUCGGGAUCCUGUCGGGUUUCCACAUCGGCUUCGGCGGCUUGCUCGCCGUGACGGUCGGCGGUAGCAUACCGGCGAUCAAGUCGGCUAACCCCGGGCUUCAGAAGCUCUUGUUCGGUCUGUUCGGCCUCCCCUUCGGGCUGUUCAUGGUCCUGGUCGCCGGAGGCGAGCUGUUCACCGGGAACACGGCGCUCGUCACUGCCGCCCUUGUGGAGGGGAAGGCCACCGUCGCGAACCUGGUUAAGAACUGGACCUGCUCGUGGGCCGGCAACCUCUUGGGCUCCGUGUUGCUGGCCAAGCUCGUCGUCGCGGCGGGGAUCAACGCCGCCCCCGGCACGGCGGCAGCGAUCGCCGUCUCCAAGGUGUCGAGCCCUUUCCUGCCGACCUUCCUCAAGGGGAUCGUCUGCAACUGGAUGGUGUGCAUGGCCGUGUGGGUUGCGGCGGGGGCGACCUCCCUCACCGAGAAGUACCUGGCGAUGAUUCUCCCGGUCUCGGCCUUCGUGGCGUUUGGUGCCGAGCACUCGGUUGCCAACAUGUUCCUGCUCCCUCUGGGUUUGUUCAGCGGGGCGUCCAAGAGCGUGUCCUGGCAAGACUUGUUCGUCAAGAACAUCUUGCCCGUCACGCUAGGCAACAUCGUUGGCGGGGCGCUGUGCCAAACGAUGCCUUACGCUGCCGUGUACGGAUCGCUACUCAAGUAGCAGACGUUAGCGUUAGCGCGGGGUGGUGAAUAGUCGUGGUUCGUUAGUUCCAUGAAACAUACGUUAGUGACCGUCAGUGUUGUUCAACACGGGCCGUUCCUUGCUACCUACCUAUCCCCUCUUCGUUUUGUCUUGAUCUUGUUUUGUUCCCUUCUGUCGGUGUUUCUUCGAUAAUUUUGCUCUUGUUUUUGUUUUCUUGGCGUGCUCUGCCAGUAUUUCACAAGGAAACCUACGACGUAGCACCCGUUUCCGGGAACAGAACGGAUGGUUUCUGCAGCGCAAAGAGUUUAGUUGUUCUCCUAUUUUUUUGUUGUGUCUCCAAUGGUUUGACUUUCCUCCGCUGCAGCAUCAACACGUGUAGCGGGACAACUUUAACUCUCUACCCGGCUUUCCGUUGUCUACCAAGCCCCUUCAAUUAACUUCUUUCGCCGAAAUGGCGGCGGUAGUUGUGAUGGCUUGAGUGCGGACAAAACGGUGGACACCGUUAGGUGCAAUCGAUUUGAACCAUG
Messenger RNA from Ectocarpus siliculosus, 1499 nucleotides. The record is from the annotation of a GenBank genome assembly. Lineage: Eukaryota; Phaeophyceae; Ectocarpales; Ectocarpaceae.